AUGACAGACGUUGGAACUGCUGUCGAGGGAAUACUCACGUUACACAUGAAACUCGAAGAGCUGGAACGUCGACUGGCUCAAAAUCCACAUGGGAAAGAACAAUUGGCAACAACGCUCUCCACCACAAGAGACUCGAUUCUACCAAUUAGAUUAGAAUUAAACAAUUUCAUACAUAUGGUAAGUAAUAUUGCCGAUGAGAAGAAUGGCGUGACUAAUCAAGAAAAGUUCCAUAAUGUAAGACUAACGUUAUUAAAACUACAUACCAGUAUUCAGUUAUUAUCACAACGCUUUCAAGAAUUAGCGCCUCUGUUUGAAACAGUGUCAGAAUAUACUACCGAACAUAAAUCAAAGGAAUAUCAACCUUUGGAGACAUUGGCCCCAACACACAUUCUACAGACAUCGGUGACAAAUGAUUUGUCGAAUAAAUCUACUAGUAAUCCUACUGCUACAACUACAAAUAAUACCAACACUACGACCACCACCACAGCAAAGAAAGGUCGUGGAUCUGCAGCUAGUGUGAAAAGUCCUUUGAAUGCCAUUAACACCCCAACAGCUGCUUCUGCUGCUGCUGCUACACCUGCUACUACUUCCACAAAUACUACCACAACAACUGCCAAAAAACCUCGUAAACCAAGACAAAAGAAAUCGGUAUCAAGUGCAAAAAAUACACCUGCACCAACACACGCGACAACAACAACAACAACUAAUACUAACAGUGUCGCAGCUACUCCACUCUCCACUACAACAAUAAAUCCAACAUUAUCAGUACCACCCCAACUUAUGGCUGGGAUGGUUCCUGGUAAUCUUGUAGGAAUGUCACCAACCAAUGCAAUGAUGAACAUGGCGCCACAUAUGCAACCACAGAUGCAAUUUAACAACAACAACAAUAACAACAAUAUCAUCAAUAGACAAACAGGCACAACUCCGGGCCCUCAAAGCCAACAGAGUCCUCACAACAACACCAUCACACCCGCAAAUAUCUUGAGUAUGGGCAGUAACAGCAACAACGCUAAUAAUAACGGCACUAUGAGCAACAAUAUGAACAACAAUAACAGCAGCAACCAGGGUCCAAAUGCCAUGAACGAUUUCGGAAACCUGGACCUCAACAACAUAGACCUUUCCAGCCUUAACAUGGACUUCCUAUAA
Messenger RNA from Maudiozyma barnettii, 1146 nucleotides. RefSeq names its product Pgd1p (gene PGD1). Gene Ontology annotation, molecular function: transcription coregulator activity. NCBI's taxonomy places the organism in Eukaryota, Fungi, Ascomycota, Saccharomycetes, Saccharomycetales, Saccharomycetaceae. Gene Ontology annotation, biological process: regulation of transcription by RNA polymerase II. The transcript has a single exon. Gene Ontology annotation, cellular component: mediator complex. The record is from RefSeq and is a predicted model, not a curated record. The coding region runs from base 1 to 1146 and encodes 381 amino acids.